This is a messenger RNA of Aspergillus chevalieri, 452 nucleotides long. RefSeq lists its product as uncharacterized. NCBI's taxonomy places the organism in Eukaryota, Fungi, Ascomycota, Eurotiomycetes, Eurotiales, Aspergillaceae. The annotation marks the transcript as partial. The record is from RefSeq and is a predicted model, not a curated record. The transcript has 2 exons.
AUGAUGAGUAUGGGGGCUAAAGAGACUUUUGGGAGUAUUUGUAGAAUUGGUCGUAAUCUGCUGACUAGUGGGAAACGGAAACCUAUAAGUGCGGUUGUUACCCGUCUCGUGCCACUCUCUCAAACAUCAAGUCGGUCUUUUAAACCAGCAGCCACUCGUUAUGUUUCAUACUCUGGACAAGACUCCAUUCCCUUCUUCUGUACAGGUCAUUCUUAUCAUACACUCUCAAAAUCCCAAACAGCAAUGGCCCACCUCACCCGCGAAGUAAUCGUCUUCCUCAUCAUCCUCGGCUGCAUCAUCUUCGUCUUCAUCGGCUACGGCGUGUACGCCCUGGCAACGGGCCUCGAGCACGAAAGUGACGGAUACCGGAACCCGUCGAAUGAGCAGGCGCAGUAUAUGCGGGAGGUGCGGGAGAGGAAUCUGGGGGUUUUCGCGUUUGCGUCGAGAAGGGC